Molecule: messenger RNA, 630 nt
Organism: Zasmidium cellare ATCC 36951
Lineage: Eukaryota; Fungi; Ascomycota; Dothideomycetes; Mycosphaerellales; Mycosphaerellaceae
Exons: 1
Coding region: 1-630 (209 amino acids)
Source: RefSeq, a predicted model, not a curated record
AUGUCAACACCCACCAACCAUCCAAUGGACGGUCCCAAUGCCGCCGACAUCACGACAACCCUCCACCACCAACCCUGCUCCCCACCAUCUUGCCAACUCCGCCACCCCAACAUCAAAGCCUACACCGCCAAAAUCCACCUCACGAACCUCAACCCCAACCCCCACCCCAUCGGCCACAUAGACCUCUACCUCUUCCACAAAUCCAAAAUGCCCACCCUCAGCCCGAACAGAAUGUGGGAAGAGUGCCACUCCUUCUCCCCCCACCACCCCGGAACCAAACUCGACAAAAUCGAAAACUACCUCGCCAACGAAUCUUUCUCCACGGAGGGGCACGAGAAGAUCGAGCGCGCGGAGGUGGUGCUGUUCAUCGAUCAGGUGUGGUUGGAGGCGAGGUGGAGGGGGAAGGGGAGGGGACUGGUGGCCGUAAGCGAGGCGGUGAAGGCGUUGCAGGUGCCGAGGAAGGGGGUUGUCAUGUUGCAGGCGGGGGAUGCGGGUGGGGGGAGGAUUGGCGAUGUGCAGGAUGCUGGGGAGAGGUUGACGAGGCAUUGGAGGCGGCUUGGGUUUGAGGCUUGGAGCGAGAGUGAUCCGUCGUGGUUGUUGGUGUCGUUGGAGGAUGUGUAUUGGGCGUGA